Molecule: messenger RNA, 431 nt
Organism: Corapipo altera (White-ruffed manakin)
Lineage: Eukaryota; Metazoa; Chordata; Aves; Passeriformes; Pipridae
Product: atrial natriuretic peptide receptor 1-like
Exons: 3
Coding region: 16-369 (117 amino acids)
Biological process (GO): cGMP biosynthetic process; receptor guanylyl cyclase signaling pathway; intracellular signal transduction
Molecular function (GO): guanylate cyclase activity; peptide receptor activity
Source: RefSeq, a predicted model, not a curated record
CCACACAGAUCAGGGAUGGGGCCAGGGGUCUCAUGCUGUCCCCACAGGCCCAGUGUGUGCCGGGACAGGGACAGGGACAUGGGGACGGGCCGGGGGUCUGACGCUGUCCCCACAGGUCCGGUGUGUGCAGGAGUCGUGGGGCUGAAGAUGCCGCGGUACUGCCUGUUCGGGGACACGGUGAACACGGCGUCACGGAUGGAGUCCAACGGGGAAGCCCUGAAGAUCCAUAUCUCGGGGGUGACCAAGGCGGUGCUGGAGGAAUUCGGGUGCUUCGAGCUGGAGCUCAGGGGGGACGUGGAGAUGAAGGGUAAGGGGAAGCUCAGGACCUACUGGCUCCUGGGGGAGCGUGGGAGCAGCAUACGGGGGUGACCCCCCUCGCACCCCAAAAACACCACUCGGACCCCCAGCCACGGCCUCCCCCUCUGGCCGGG